AUGAGCGGGAAGACUGUUCUAGUGACUGGCGCUACGGGCCUCCUCGGCCGUGAGGUCGUGAAGGCCUUUGAGCGCAGUGAAUGGUCCGCCAAAGGCACAGGCCUUUCAAGAGCUGAUGGCUCUUCCAUACUCAAAGUUGACCUGAGCAACGUGGACGAAGUCAGAGCGGCUCUUGACACGACGAAACCGCAAGUCGUGAUACACUGCGCGGCAAACAGAUUCCCUGACAAGGUGGACAAGGACCCGGAAGGCACCCGAAAGCUAAACAUUGAGGCUUCAAGAGAUCUUGCCAAACUAUGUGCGGAGCGAUCGAUCUUGCUCGUUUACAUCUCCACAGAUUAUGUCUUCUCGGGCAGGGAAGGUGAAGCUCCGUAUGAGGCGGAUGCUCCUACUGGGCCGACCAACCUGUACGGCCAGACGAAGCUCGACGGGGAGCAUGCUGUCCUAGAUGCAUACAAAGAUGCCGGCAAACAGGGUCUCGGGGUAGUGCUCAGGGUGCCUGUUCUCUACGGACCUGCGGAGACUCCAUCCGAGAGUGCAGUCAACGUCUUGAUGGAUUCUGUCUGGAAAGUACAGAAUCCGGGGGAAAAGGUUAAGAUGGAUCACUGGGCGUUGCGCUAUCCCACGAACACUGAGGAUAUUGGUCGCGUAUGUCACGACAUCGCUGUGAAGUAUCUAGGAACGACCGAUCGCCGCGGGUUGCCCAGUGUAUUACAAUUCUCAAGUGAGGAUAAGUACACCAAGUAUGAGAUCUGCCAGCUCUUUGGUGAGAUCAUGGGCCUUCCAAUCGAUGGAAUCGAGGCAAACACAGAGGGAAAUGAUCCCAACGCGAGUGUUCAGCGCCCGUAUGACUGUCAUCUGAGCACAAAGGCUCUGAAGGAUCUGGACAUCAAUGUUUCAACCCAAGACUUCAAGGGUUGGUGGCGAUGGCAAGCCAAAGCGUACAGAAAAUAG
Molecule: messenger RNA, 954 nt
Organism: Phaeoacremonium minimum UCRPA7
Lineage: Eukaryota; Fungi; Ascomycota; Sordariomycetes; Togniniales; Togniniaceae
Product: putative methionine adenosyltransferase 2 subunit beta protein
Exons: 4
Coding region: 1-954 (317 amino acids)
Biological process (GO): S-adenosylmethionine biosynthetic process
Cellular component (GO): methionine adenosyltransferase complex
Molecular function (GO): methionine adenosyltransferase regulator activity
Source: RefSeq, a predicted model, not a curated record